Molecule: messenger RNA, 624 nt
Organism: Truncatella angustata
Lineage: Eukaryota; Fungi; Ascomycota; Sordariomycetes; Amphisphaeriales; Sporocadaceae
Product: putative calmodulin
Exons: 2
Coding region: 1-624 (207 amino acids)
Biological process (GO): actomyosin structure organization; mitotic cytokinesis
Cellular component (GO): cytoplasm; myosin II complex
Molecular function (GO): cytoskeletal motor regulator activity; myosin heavy chain binding; calcium ion binding
Source: RefSeq, a predicted model, not a curated record
AUGGCUUCCCAGCGCUUAGGGUCGCCCGCCCAGAUCAGGACUCAGCUCCCGGUGCCUGCAUCGGGGGGCAACGCACUCUCGCAAUUGCAACCACAACAACUACGCAUCCUCAGAGACGGCUUUCAAAUAUUGGAUAGGGAUAGCGACGGAACCGUCAAUCGAGACGACGUCGCUGACAUGUUGAACCAACUAGGUCUUUCGUCGAGUCAAUCAGAGCUGUCCCAGUUCUUUCCGCCGGGCGGGUCACAGACCAUGACCCUUGCCGUCUUCCUCAACAGCAUAGCGAACACGCUAUCAGCAAUGUCGCCCAGCAGCGAGCUAUUGUCAGCAUUCUCUGCCUUUGACGACGAUGAUAGCGGACAGGUCGACCUGGCCGAACUGCGGGACGCAUUGCUGAACACGGCGCCUGAGCCCGGUGAGAGAGCGCUGACGCCGGGCGAGGUCGAGAAGAUCAUGGCUAGCUUCAGUGGUCGCAGGGCCUUCACCAAGAGCACCAUGACAGCGGGGGCUUCGCGGAAGAAGGGAGAGGUCUUCAAGUACCAGGACUUUGUCAACUCAAUUGUGGGCGGCAACGGACCAGCGGACCCUGCUACAAAUGGUGGCUCUGAAGGGGGUGAUGAAUAG